Westerdykella ornata is the source of this 810-nucleotide messenger RNA. RefSeq names its product ribosomal protein L28e. The record is from RefSeq and is a predicted model, not a curated record. Gene Ontology annotation, cellular component: cytosolic large ribosomal subunit; ribosome. NCBI's taxonomy places the organism in Eukaryota, Fungi, Ascomycota, Dothideomycetes, Pleosporales, Sporormiaceae. Gene Ontology annotation, biological process: translation. Gene Ontology annotation, molecular function: structural constituent of ribosome. The transcript has 5 exons. Bases 81 to 533 code for a protein of 150 amino acids.
CCACAACGAACCCCAAGCUUCGCCUUUUGAGAGAUUCCCCGAGACGACGACAUAUUCCCGCCCCGCACAAUACAGACGAAAUGGCCACCGUCUCUUCCGAUUUGAUCUGGGAAAUCACCCGCAACACCAGCUCCAACCUGGUGAAGAGGAAGCAGGCCGGCGGUGUCUCGUUCUCCCGCGACCCGCUGAAUCUGAGGAACCAGUACUCUCGCAAGUAUGAGGGACUUGUCGACGACAAGGCGAUCGGUGUCCAGCCCGCCGAGGAGGGCGGUGUGACCCUCCUGGUGAAGAAGGCCAACAAGCAGAACUCGCCUGCGACCGCCAUCCAAAAGUCUACCUUCCCCGCCAGCCGCUCCACCCGCAAGAUCUACGCCUCCAUCGUCCAUAGCACCACCAACCGCGGCUACCGCCUGGACCUCCGCCGCGACGCCGUCGCCCGCGCCUCCGCCAUCCGCAAGAGCCAGAAGCCCGUCAAGGAGGAGAAGCCGGCCAAGUUGAGGGGAGCCAAGGCCAGGGCAGCCGCAAGUGCUUAGAUUGGUGGUGGAUGGCAUGGCUCCGUUGGAGAGGAGCAGAACGGAAAGGACUGUACACUUCCGCAUAGAUGAAAUGGGUGGGAUGGACGGAGUUCUUUUCAAGUGGUUCAUUUGGGACAAAUGUGCCCAGACUGGGAUGCAUUCAUGAUGGCUAAACGUCUAUAUAAUGGAGAGACCUUCGGCCAACCACUUCCAUCAUUCGCGAACCACUCUGCGAAGGUUUAGAAUCCCGUGACUGCCAUACCUCUCCUCAUUCAGCGGAUAGUCGAGGUGAUCA